Molecule: messenger RNA, 360 nt
Organism: Diaporthe amygdali
Lineage: Eukaryota; Fungi; Ascomycota; Sordariomycetes; Diaporthales; Diaporthaceae
Exons: 1
Coding region: 1-360 (119 amino acids)
Molecular function (GO): oxidoreductase activity
Source: RefSeq, a predicted model, not a curated record
AUGACUUUCACCGUACUACUGCUCAUUCACCGACUUUCAGGCUUGUCUACGGCCGAGUUCAAAUAUCACUAUGAGAACGUACAUGUGCCUCUGAUACAAUCGCUAGCUGGCUCAAUGUUCCCUCUGUCGCACACCCGGCGAUACACUCAACAUGCCGACGAAGAUCAUGGAGCAAAGGAUGGCGGGAUCGACUGCGUGACGGAGAUGCGGUUUGAUACGGCGUCGGAUUUUAGGAGACUUUCAGAUUUUUUAGGCAGUGCAGGUGUGGCUAUCAAAGUGCAAAAGGACUGUGAGGCCUUCAUGGACCCAUCAAAGACUGAGGUAGUCAUCAUAGGGGACACAGUCAAGACAAUGGGAUAA